Larimichthys crocea (large yellow croaker) is the source of this 4356-nucleotide messenger RNA. Its product is annotated as ataxin-2-like protein. Gene Ontology annotation, cellular component: cytoplasmic stress granule. Lineage: Eukaryota; Metazoa; Chordata; Actinopteri; Sciaenidae. Gene Ontology annotation, biological process: cytoplasmic stress granule assembly. Gene Ontology annotation, molecular function: mRNA binding. The transcript is spliced from 23 exons. The record is from RefSeq and is a predicted model, not a curated record. Bases 551 to 3697 code for a protein of 1048 amino acids.
AGUGAACCUACCGAGAGGUGGUGUUGACCGACCGCAGCAGGUUUUCUAGCAAGAAACCUGAACAACAAACAAAAAAAAAUCUAACUUCCUAAGGCAACUGACAGUAACGCUAGGACCUUUAUUUUUACACGGAAGGGUCAGCGGUGCCGGAGUUUUUUUUUUUUUAAGGCGACGCGGCCGAGAGAAGAAAGUAAAUCCCGGAGGGAGAGCGCCAGAAGUGAGCUAAUGCUAACUCAGCUAGCUGAAUAAUUAUACCCGAAACUCGUGUAAUUUUAUGAGUCGCUUCAUUUGACACAACCACUGUGGUUACAAAGUAGGUAGUUAGGUGGCAUCUGUUGUGUUAUAUGCUACGUUUAAUUAAAAAAUACUGAGGUUUUGCCUUUACUACAUUUUAGGCCACAAGCGACUCACUUAGCAAGAUUAGCUACAAUAGCCGGUCUUAUUAUUGAGGUUACACCGGCUCUGCGCUGCUUAGCAACAUCACAUCGAGAGGUGUUAGUGUUUUAUAAGUUAGUUUACUCUUGGUACUGUCUAAGCCUUGUGCUUCGCAAUGCUGAAACAACAGCAGCAACCCGGCUCGGGCGGGAGAAAAGCGUCUAACGGAACCUCGGGCCCCGGUGGUAUGUCUUCCCCAGUCAGCGGCAUCAACAGCGGCAACAGGACACCGGCCGGGAGGAAUCGAACUUCUGCCAAGCCAUCAUUCCAGUCAUCUCCUGUCUUUGAGGGUGUGUACAACAAUGCCAGAAUGCUUCAUUUCCUCACAGCUGUCGUGGGUUCCACCUGUGACAUCAGAGUGAAGAACGGCAGUGUAUUCGAAGGCAUAUUCAAGACUCUAAGUUCUCGGUGCGAGUUGGCCGUGGACGCUGUACAUAAACGCAGCGAGGACGAGGGUUCUACGUCGGCUCCGCCGCGGAGGGAGGACAUUACAGACACUAUGAUCUUCAGUCCCUCAGACCUAGUGACUAUGAUCUGCAGAGACGUUGACCUCAACUAUGCUACCAGAGACACCUUCACAGACACAGCCAUCAGCUCCACCCGAGUCAACGGAGAACACAAGGAGAAGGUUUUACAGAGAUGGGAGGGAGGAGACAGCAAUGGAGAGAGUUACGAUCUGGAGAAUGAUGCAUCCAAUGGCUGGGAUGCCAAUGAGAUGUUUCGUUACAAUGAAGUGAAAUAUGGAGUUACGUCUACAUAUGAUUCCAGCCUUUCCAUGUAUACCGUACCGCUGGAGAAGGGCAACUCGGAAGUCUUCCGGCAGAGGGAGGCACGUGCUGCUCGCCUGGCCAGUGAGAUUGAAUCUAGCCCACAGUAUCGCCAUCGUGUCGGCCUGGAAAAUGACGAGGGCAAAAGCGAGGAGGACAAGUACAGUGCUGUGGUGCGGGACGGCGGCGAUCGUGAGAGGGGCCGCGAGAGUCCUCGUGACAGAGAGCGCGAAAGGGGGCGAGACAGUCCCGGAGCAGGAAACAGGGAGGGCAAGUACAUUCCAUUACCUCAACGCCAGAGAGAGAUGAACCGGGAGCGGGAACGAGCUGAGAGAGGUCCUAGCGGGCCUUCACCCCACAACCGUCUAAGCGGCGGUUAUCGCUCCACACCUCCAUCUUCCUCUUCCCCCAGACCUCCACUGCCUUCUGCUACUGGGCCCCAGCCCGGUGCCUCCCCCUCAGAGAGAAACAGCCCGUUGUCAGGCCGAGGCGGGGCCUACGCUCCCCACCACCCCCAGGGUAGCCCAAGCCCAGGCCCAGGCUCUGGCCCUGCAAGCCCGUACACACCUGCCUCACCAGGAGGACCGGCACCCACGUCAGCCUCCACUUCCGCUGCCCCAUCCCCAGCCAGCCCUCCUGCCUCACACGGACACACAGUCCCUCAUUCCCACUCACUCCCACACUCGCUGUCUGAAGCUGGCAGGCCUCUUAAUGGAGUCUCUGCCAGAACAUCUCCUAAAGCCCAAAGACCCCCACAGUCGAGCAGAACAGUCCGCGCUGCAAACUCUCACGCUCAGUCCGCAGCUACUCGCUCUCCUAAAUCAGGCCCUUCCCAGGACACGCCUUAUUUGGACACAUCGUCCGUCUCCCUGCCUCCCCAGAAGACGUCUGGCCCCGCCCCUCUCUUCCCAGUCGAUGUGAAUGAGAUCCUCGGAGCAGCUGCGAUCGAACGCUCAGCCGAGAGCCCGAGCAGCACGGAGGAAAGCAAGAAUAGUAAAGCUCCCUCAGUUCAGCAAAGGUCGCAGAUUGAAGAGCUGCGAAAAUUCGGAAAGGAAUUCAGGCUCCAGCCAAGUGGAGGCAGCUCGAGCUCUCCCAGCUCUCCAGCAGGAGCCACCCCUCCUGCCGUCAGCGAGAGCGUCCCACCCAGCGCGGCCAAACCCUCUCCAUCAGACGCUCACCCCGCUUCAGAGCCCAAACCUCAGCCUCCAGCUCCCAGUCCUUCCCAGCCCCAACCUCAGCCUUCGCCAGCACCUGCAGAGGACCCCACCAAGGACGCAGCAACUAUACCUGGAGCCACAACAGCCACCACCUCAGCACCCAUUUCAGAUAGGCAUUCACCGGCCGUCCCACAGCCAGCCAGGACCCCAGGAAGCGACGACGCCAGGUCUGACACGACGGAGCGGCCGGAGGGCGUGGCAGAGUCCCCUAGCCAAGUGAAGAAAUCAACCUUAAACCCUAAUGCUAAAGAGUUCAACCCUAUCAAACCUCAAAUACCUAUGACGAAGCCCAACACUGCGCCCACCCCACCUCGGCCAACUCCUCCAAGCCCAGUGGUCCUUCAGCACCCAGGCGGUCAGGGCCCACUCUACAACACCCCCUACCUCUCCUAUAUUCAGACUCCACAAAUGUACCAGUACACCAUGGCAUCAGUCCCCCAGGGGAAAUACCCCAGGACCAAAGGCUCAGUCGUGGCUCAGCGGUCUGACCAUGGGACUUCAGCGACCCCCAUGUUACAAGCUGCAGCGUCAGCAGCUGGCGCCCCGCUGGUAGCAUCCCCCUACCCUCAGUCCUACCUGCAGUACACCCCACAGCAGUACGGCCAGCAGCAGGUCAUGGCCAUGACACCCUUCACUGGACAGCAGAUGUACCCCACCAUGGUGCAGGGUGGAGCCAGGAUCAUAGGUCAAGGUGGGGGUCCUCACCCACCAGCUGUGGGACCUCCAGGAGGCCCCCAGUUCCCGUCACAGGGGGAAGGACCUCAGGGACCACAGCAGGGCAUCUACGCUCAACAGUCCUUCUCCCACCAUUCGGGUGCAGUUCAUCAGCCCCAGCCCUCCAGUACCCCGACAGGCAACCAGCCCCCUCCCCAGCACGCUGCACCUAGCCCUGGACAGAAUGCCCAGUCAGGCCCACAGCCCCAGCCUUUGUACCACUCAGGUCCCCUGUCAGCACCCACCCCACCCAACAUGCCGCCUGGCCACACGUCUCCACAGGGCUCUUACAUUCAGGGCUACAGCAUCCACCAGGGAAAUCCACUAGCGUAUCCUCUGGGACAGAUGCAACAGGCCCACAUACAGGGAGCCAUGUCAGGUCCGCACCACUCAGGAGGCCACGGUCAGCACCAGGUCAUGAUGUUACAGCACCCCCCUCAGCAGGGCCCAGGCUCUGUGCCUCAGCACCCCCAGCACGGACCUCAGCAAGGAGCACACCAACACUUUUACAUAGGACAUCCACAAGGAAUGAGCCCCAACAUCCCCACUGCCUGCUGGAUGUGAGGCCCAGACUGAACGUGACUCAUAGAAAAAAAAAAAAACAUAAAGCAAAUGGACAGGAUCGUGCAGAGGAGAGAAGAGGACAGGAAUAAAAAAGUCUCACAGCACCUUAUGCUUCUGCUGUAUUGUUCAUCUGUAACAAACCUCGGCGUCAACCCCAAGACGAGGACCUUUUUUAAUGCUAAUGAUGAAGGUGGCAGACGACAGCAGCAGCGUAUCGCCCCACCCCCCCCUGCUGCCAUCCUGCUCUUCUCUCCAACUUCUCCCCUUUUCAGAGACAUGAGGCACCUCGCUGGGCGGACCAGUCGGAGAGGAAAAGACACGGAUGAAAAACAGCAGCAGGCACUUUAUCUUCCAGCAAUGUGUUUUUAGCCUGGUGGGGUUUUGUAAGUACCAUGACACAAAUGGGAAACAGACUCUCACGGGAUUCUCAUGAAUACAGCAUGAAUGGAGGGAUUUGAAGAGGAGGGGGAUUUUUAGCAAAUCAAUUUCUUUCUUCCUUUUUUUUUUCUUCUUUUUUUUAACUCGAUCUUGUAGUUAAAACCACCCCCUUUGCUUCUCUUCUCUUCUGUAGAAAAAUAUAAUUAAUAAUAAAAAAAAAUGGACAAGACAAAAAAAAUAAUAAAAACAACAAUGACCAAAAAAUAAAGUUUUCAACUCAA